GUGACUGCUUCUGCCUGAGCUCGGGUUGAGGUAGUUCCAUCCAUAGGGAAGGGGAUGGAUUAGCUGGGUCUGGAAACAUGGCCUCCUCAGAGCAGGCAGAGCAGCCCAGCCAGACUGGCUCUUCUCCUGGAACUGAGAAUGUCGUGUCUCGGGAGCCACUGCUCCCGGACCCCCGUGAAAAUGCCCGCUCCCUCCAUGUAUACAGUGGGGCUUGGGUCCAGCAACAGCCUUGUAGGCAGAUGGCACCUGUCACAAGCUUGGACGUGCUCUGCACUACCUCAGUGGCUACACAGGGUCCAUCCUGUAGUUCCCUUCUCCCAGGGACACUUCAACAAAAAAAUUGCAACAGCAGUGAAGUUUCUACAGAACUCCCGGGUCCGCCAAAGUCCACUCGCAACCAGAAGAGCGUUUCUCAAGAAGAAAGGACUGACGGAUGAAGAAAUUGACCUGGCUUUCCAGCAGUCGGGCACUACCACAGAUGAGUCACAGUCUCUGGGUCCUUCCACACAGCUGGUGCCAACGCAGCCCCUUCACCUCUUGCCGUACAGUCCCCCAGGCUCCAGAUGGCGAGACUAUGGUGCUUUGGCAAUCAUUAUGGCAGGGAUUGCCUUUGGCUUCCACCAGCUCUACAAGAAAUACCUACUCCCUCUCAUCAUGGGAGGCAAAGAAGACAGAAAACAACUUCAGAGGAUUGAGGCGAACAUUUCCGAGAUGAGUGGCAGCGUGACACAGACAGUCACUCAGUUGCAGACAACUUUAGCCUCCGUCCAGGAACUGCUGAUGCAGCAACAGCAGAAAAUCCAGGAGCUCACCCAAGAGCUGGCUGCCGCCAAGGCCACCACUUCCACCAACUGGAUCCUGGAGUCACAGAAUAUCAAUGAAUUGAAAUCUGAGAUCUACUCAUUAAAAGGGCUCCUUCUAAACCGGAGGCAGUUCCCUCCUUCCCCUUCAGCUCCCAAGAUCCCAUCAUGGCAAAUCCCAGUGAAGCCUUCCUCGCCCUCCAAUCCUGUUGCUACCAACCACAACAGCAGCAGUGACAUCUCGCCCGUCAGCAACGAGUCCACCUCCUCGUCACCCGUGAAGGAGAACCACAGCCCAGAAGGGGCAACGGUCAGCUGCCAUCUGCUGAGUACGGAGGAGGAGGGCAAGGUGGUGAUGGACGUCAAGGGCCAGGUGCGAAUGGAAGUGCAGGGCGAGGAAGAGAAGAGGGAGGACAAAGGGAAUGAGGAGGAAGAGGACGAUGAGGAUGAUGAUGUCAGCCAUGUGGAUGAAGAGGAGUGCCUGGACGUUCAGACCGAGGACCGACGAGGAGGGGAUGGGCAGAUUAACGAGCAGGUGGAGAAGCUACGGAGACCUGAAGGGGCCAGCAAUGAGAAUGAGAUCGACUAGGGUGAAUGGGCUUCUUCCCAUCCCACCCUGCAUCUGUCCAGCCUUCCCCCAGCCCCUGGUGCCUCUUUCAUUCGGUGGAGAGAACUCUCCCCUCAGCCCUGCCCCCCCCCCCAGUGAUUCGCCCAUGAUUCACCUCGAGUAGCGUCCUAAUCCUCCAGUGAGCAAGGCGAGUUCUGUGUCACCCCAGGGCCAUGCAGCUUUGCAGUGGCUUCUUUUCCCUCUCCGCCCCAGCACCACUGGAGGAAUCUGAGCUUAGGCUAGAAGAGUACUCACCUGACCAUGCACCACAGCUAGAGAAACAAGUUCCCUUGUAUCCAGCGUCCUUCCUGAACCAGCCAGCUCCUCGCUGCUUCCUAGAGAUCUUCCAUCCAAUCUUAGAAACAGGCCUGCCCCAGCCCCUUCUCAUCCCCAAUCCUUUAACUGUUUCUCAGUCUGAAACCACUUCUGCCCAACCCCUGAAAUUUCCCAUCAGGUUUUAGUCCUGAAAUUAGAUGGUGUGCCAUCCCCAAACUGGCCACCCCCAGGCUGUUUCUGUCUCUGAGAUCCGUGUCAGAUCUGCCUCCCAGUCCAGCCAUCCCCCUCCCCAAACCUCGGGCCAGGCCCAGUUCCUGAAACCAUCCAGCCUUUGAGAAGUUCUUGUGGAGUCCAAAGAACAGUACUCUUGCAUCCUGCUCUCCCCUCCACACCCCUGCAGCCUCUUGCUAGAGGCCAGACCCAUGCCUCCUGAUCAUAAGAGCAGGAAGCCUCCUUACUAAUUACCCUCAGGUGAAAGGCCUUCUCCUGUUAGUAUGAUUCUCACCUGGAUUGCCCACUUCAAUUUGUCGCUGCUCUCCCAUGCAGAGAAGAGGAGCUCAUGUCCGUGUUUGGCAUCUUCCGUUCUAUUGACAGCCCAGCCUGAAUGGAUCUGGUGUCUUGGCUGCUGGCAUAGUUGAUUAGUUCUGAAUCUCGGCAAUAGUUCUUAGCCCAUCUUCCUCCCUAAAUAAGGAGAGAGCCCACCAGAAACAGUUAGUCGAGACUUGUGUCGGAGCAAAGUAUACACACCCUCCUCAGCAAGGUGCUGUUCACGGCGUGGAGAGCACUUCCAGAGCAGAGAUGUACCCCUUCCCCUCCCCACCUACCCCACCUCAGCCCUCUUUGCCCUACACGGGCUAAAAACAAAAACAAACCAAGAAGUUUUGAAACCUCUUGUUUGCAGCAUUGUGUUCUCAACUGGUAAAAUGGUGCUGUCUGAUUCUUAUUCACUGCAUAAGAGCCUCUUAGCAGAGCAAUUCCUGUAACAUCUGAGUCUCACUGUCGUCCUCACCAAGCAAACGUGCUCGUCCGUGUGAUCAUGUAUAGAUUUCAAAUAUAAAAUACGAUUGUAUAUAAUUGUAAUAAAUAUGGGUUACCACUAUUUAACACCA
Dermochelys coriacea (leatherback sea turtle) is the source of this 2792-nucleotide messenger RNA. RefSeq names its product peroxisomal biogenesis factor 14 (gene PEX14). The record is from RefSeq and is a predicted model, not a curated record. The coding region runs from base 139 to 1389 and encodes 416 amino acids. Gene Ontology annotation, molecular function: signaling receptor binding. Gene Ontology annotation, biological process: protein import into peroxisome matrix, docking. The transcript is spliced from 10 exons. Lineage: Eukaryota; Metazoa; Chordata; Testudines; Dermochelyidae. Gene Ontology annotation, cellular component: peroxisomal membrane; peroxisomal importomer complex.